AUGUCUUCGGAUUUCGCGGUUCUCGAGAUCCCCGCCCUCAUCAAGGUAACAUGGGACCUAUACAACCAAUGCCAGAUCGUCGCGAAGGGCGCACCCGAAGGAUUCCAAAAGCUAGUAACUGAGCUGGGUUCGUUACAAGGCGCUUUGCGCACCUUUGGCGACGAGGUGAGCUCCAACGAAUCCUUCUUCGAGAAGAUGGAUGAGGAUCGCAAACAGACCUUCGAACGAUCCCUCGGUACUUGUCUCGUGACCCUACAACGAUUGAAAGAGCUCAUUGCCCUAUUCAAAGGUGAACAUGGUGAUGGGAAAGGUUUAUGGCAAAAGAUCAAAUGGGCGACACAAAGGACUCAGAUUGAGGAUAUCAGAUCCAAGAUCAUGGUGCACACCUGCAAUCUGAGCCUAUGUAUAAGCUCUAUAGGGAAUGCCUCGCUUGCUCGUAUAGAGAAAACAAUGGUUCUGGCGAUGGAAGAUGAUGAACAGAUUGCUCUUAGCACAGAGGCAUCGCCUGUUCGGGAUACAGACUCGGUUGUCUCGCCGAUGAGCCCGGGUCCGGGCGUGGUGGAGCUACCAGCUAAAAAUGAAGAAUAUUGCGAAGUUGAUAUCAUCGAGGAAGUUCGGGCCAGGAUGUCAGAGCUGGCUAAUAACAGAAACUCAGUGGGGAGUACCAGCAAGGUCGCACAUACAUCCACGUCCUCCGAUUCGGCAAUAACUCAAUCCGAUGAUUCGUUCCUCGACGGUACCUCACCAACUUCAUGGUUGUCCUUGAACAGGCCAUCAUUCCUACCUACUAAGGACCGAAUAAAUGAUACCCGAAUGCGCAGUGAACAGCUUCUCUUCGGCGGCUCGAUCGACGGUCGGGCACUUGAUGGUGGAAUAUGGGCGAACGACCCCGAUAUGUCAGAGAAACAAGUUGUACAUCACAGUAGAUCCUACUCUGAUACCGCCUAUCGUCAUCCUCAUGUUAUCGAGGCCGUGACAUCUGCCAUGCAACAUCUUCGUGAUGUUCGACACCAAGAGCAUAUCUCUAGGCCAAUACGUUUUGAACCGCAGAACCAACUACAUAGACCAACUGCGGAAGCAUUGAAAGUAUUCGAGGCAUCAGUGAAUGACGGACUGCAGAUCACGAGGCUGAUCACAAGGGAUUGGCUUCGUGUGGCGACUUGGUGGUUGCUGAAAGCACGCGCGACUUUAGCAAACUGUAACAGACAUAACUAUGUCAGUGCCCGUGGCAGUCUGAGUCCCUCUACGGAAUCGAAAUCAACUAGUCACCAAGCUUAUCUUGACCUCCUCAAGGCCUCAUACAUUCUGUACGAUAUCGUUCUGGAGGAGGAGGCCCCUUCCCUUUUGGUUGACGAGGAUCGCAAGUCAAUUGCCGAGCUUUCUGAAGGCAUCAACGAGGAGCUUUCCCAAUAUACUUCUAUCGAUAUCCCCGAACCGUCGACCCUACACACCCAAAACCUUGCCAUUUGGGAGCCCAUGCAGCCGGAGGAAACUUGGGAUGGUGGCAUUGAUCUAGAUCUUGGCUUGGAUAAUUUGCGCUGGAUUGCCGUCGAUCUAGAGGAUGCAGGCAGCGAACAGGAAAAGGUCCUCUUCCGAAUCUUUGUCAACGCCGGCAUCGGGGGCAAAAAGUCUCGCAUGCGCACCAAGGGCGCUCCCUACAUGCUUUUGCUGGCGACACGGGAAGGUGAAAGCGAACCAAAAAUUGUUCUCUGCAAUCAAAGUGGCACUCUGUGUCUUGAACGAGACCUCGUACUGGAUGAUUUACCGCCCCUUAUUCAAUUAGCGAAUGCCGCUUUAACUGGCUUCCCCGGCGCCCGAAUCUCAGAACCGGUGCCAAUCAAAUUUGAAGAUAUGAGCGUUUCGAUAUCCUUUCAGUUUGAUGGAGAUCUUGCACAAUUUAUCAAUAUUCCGAAGGCUUACUUUGAAGCUGUAUGGCAAAGAGAACCAGUCGAUGCAACCGAAUUCACUGAGAGCGUUAUCUUCAAGUGCUCGGUGGAUAUGUUCGAGCAGCUGAAUACGCCGACCAUGAAAUCAAUGAAUCCACCUAUCGUGGUAAAAUCCUGCGAGGUGCGUAUUUUGGAACGGUCCUUUGGGGAAGCCUGGCGAUCAAUCCGACGCAUAGUGAUCACUUCCUCUGCUGCUGAAAAAUCCCCACGAACUAUGGAACUUUUUAUGCCUCUCAGUGGAGUUCAGAUCAACCGAGGAGAUAUGUCCCGCCAGAUGCUCUUACAGUGGUCCGACACCUGCCAGGCGCGAUCUGACAAGACCGACGGCAAUUACAACACCUUGCACUCGUACGUGUACGAUGACACGGCGCCAAAUAUUGGCGUGGGUAUACAAUUCGGUUCACAUGAAGACGCAGAGAAUUUUGAAAAAGCCGUCCUAGAAAUGAACCUCCGUCCGGAGUUUUCCUGGUUGCAACCCAGUGGUUCAGGUCUCAUUUACAAUGUGAUUGAUGCGGGCACUGAGCACAAGCAAUACAAAGCCGUACUUGUAUUCCGAACUCGUACAUCAUGGCGAUAUUCAGACCUGUACUAUAUUUACCGCGACACCGACUAUACAUACGACUACUCCUCAUUCAGCAUCCAUUUCCCCUACAUCUACUGCACAGAUUACAUCUCAACUCACGUUGAUCAGCUCUAUCAUCCGGAGAGCGCUGUCACAUUCUCCCAUUGUGACAAGAAGACCAGCAAAACAACUGUCAAGUUUAGCAAUGAUCUUGAAGCCCGCUCAUUUCUUAGCUCCCUUUCCCCUCUGUACGAACUCCUCUACUGUCGGCGCAUCCACUCCUUAUCGACGAAAAGCAAUCCGCUGCUUUUUGGGUUCCAAAUAUCCGGAAAGGGCAGCGCCGAUGUCCAACUAUGGCGUCGGGGAACGGCUUUUCAACUUGCCGCGCGGUGGGACGACUCCGUGCCGGACAAGUGGCUUACUAUGGCUGUUCCGUCGAAGUUCAUCGAUUCCUCAAAAGAGAAUACCCAGGUCUCCCUCCCGCGUCUUCCGUACCUGCGUGGCAUGACACUUGACAUGAUGAAUGUUAUGGCUCGAAGUCCUAAGAACUCUAAUUCCAAAAACAAAGAGGGUGCCAUGUCAAUUUCUUUUCAAACAAGUAAAGACCGAGAUGAGUUCCUGGCUGUGUUACAAGGACAACAGUUGCCGAAGUUCCUAUAA
Messenger RNA from Penicillium vulpinum, 3168 nucleotides. RefSeq lists its product as uncharacterized. The transcript has 6 exons. Bases 1 to 3168 code for a protein of 1055 amino acids. The record is from RefSeq and is a predicted model, not a curated record. Lineage: Eukaryota; Fungi; Ascomycota; Eurotiomycetes; Eurotiales; Aspergillaceae.